Messenger RNA from Funneliformis mosseae, 1410 nucleotides. Lineage: Eukaryota; Fungi; Glomeromycota; Glomeromycetes; Glomerales; Glomeraceae. The record is from the annotation of a GenBank genome assembly.
GCUACCGAGACUAAAAAAGAAGUCACCGAUUUCAUCAAAUUCGUGAAUGAAUCUCCAUCACCGUAUCAUGCAGUUGAGGAAGCAAGAUUACGUUUGGUCGAAGCCGGAUAUGAAGAAAUUAAAGAACGCGAUUGUUGGAUUGGAAAAUUAAGAAAUAAUGGGAAAUAUUAUUUUACCAGAAACAAGAGUACUAUCGUUGCCUUUGCUGUCGGCGGUAAAUACGUUCCUGGAAACGGUGUUUCGAUCGUUGGAGCUCAUACUGAUUCUCCUUGUUUAAAGGUUAAGCCUAUUUCCAAGAAACAAAAUUAUGGUUAUUUACAACUUGGUGUUCAGGUUUACGGAGGAGGUCUAUGGCAUACUUGGUUUGAUCGUGAUCUGAGCAUUGCAGGAAGAGUAAUGGUUGAAACGAGUGAAAAUAAGUUCGAGCAUAAAUUGGUCAAGAUCGCAAGGCCAAUUCUUCGUGUUCCUACAUUGGCUAUUCACUUGGAUAGGGGCGUACACGAAGCAUUUAAAUUCAAUAACGAAACUCAUUUGAUUCCAUUGCUCGCAACAGUUACCAAAUCGUUGAUCGGAGACUCGGAUGAAGAAAAAAAUGAAAAGCAUCAUCCCAUCUUUCUCAAUCUACUUGCCGAAGAACUCGGAUGCAAUGCGAAUAAAAUUCAUGAUUUUGAACUGUGCCUUUAUGACACACAGCCCUCGACCAUUGGAGGUCUUUGCAAUGAAUUCAUUUUCUCUGCUCGCUUAGACAAUUUGAUGAUGUCAUUCACUGCCCUAACCGCAUUGAUAAACUGCACCAGAGAUACUUCGGAAACUUUGUGUAAUGAUUCAAAUAUUCGUCUGAUUUCUUUAUUUGACAAUGAAGAAGUUGGAAGUCAAAGUGCUUAUGGUGCUGGUUCAAGUCUGUUAGAGUCAACUUUGCGACGCUUAUGCUCUUCUAAGGUUGGUGCCGCGGGGAAUGUUGAGAUUUCACAGACGAUAUUUGAAGAAACCAUUCAUAAGAGUUUUUUGAUAAGCGCCGACAUGGCUCAUGCCGUUCACCCAAAUUAUUGUGAAAAGUAUGAAGAAAAUCAUCGUCCACAAAUGCAUGAGGGUGUAGUCCUCAAAAUAAACGCCAAUCAGAGGUAUGCAACUACAGCUACAACUUCUUUGGUACUAAGAGAAGCCGCGAAGAAAUAUAAUGUGCCGUUACAAGAAUUUGUUGUUAAAAAUGAUUCUCCUUGUGGUUCGACUAUUGGUCCCAUGAUGAGUUCUAACCUUGGAAUAAGGACAGUUGAUAUAGGGAAUCCUCAAUUAAGUAUGCAUUCUAUUAGAGAAAUUGCUGGAACCGACGAUGUUGAUCACGCUAUUAAGUUAUUACAGGGAUUCUUCGAAGAUUUUGCAAAGAUUGAUCAGAAUGUUAUCAUUGAUUAA